Hevea brasiliensis (rubber tree) is the source of this 2331-nucleotide messenger RNA. RefSeq names its product WD40 repeat-containing protein HOS15. Gene Ontology annotation, cellular component: histone deacetylase complex. Gene Ontology annotation, molecular function: transcription corepressor activity; protein binding. Gene Ontology annotation, biological process: regulation of transcription by RNA polymerase II. Lineage: Eukaryota; Viridiplantae; Streptophyta; Magnoliopsida; Malpighiales; Euphorbiaceae. The record is from RefSeq and is a predicted model, not a curated record. The coding region runs from base 337 to 2025 and encodes 562 amino acids. The transcript is spliced from 15 exons.
AGAUCAUUUCUUUCUCCAAUAUUCUUUUUUAUUUUCUUUUUACUCUUUCUAUUCUCUCAAAAAUUUCAUUUCUACUGUAAUAUCGUCCAUUUUCUAACUUGAGCAAAGACAACUCUGAUAGACCUUUGAUUAUUCUCUAAGACAAUAAAAAUAAGACACACUCAUAUAAGUGAGUUGCAGAGCUGCCACCCCGUUUCUCCACCAUAAAAGCCCCACUUUCUCCGGCGGCUUCUCGUAAUCUCUUUCUCUCUACCCAUCUCUAUGUCUAUCUCGCUUUCUGUAGCUGGACUGUAAUAUUAACUGUAGAUUCGAUUUCCGGCUGGCGAAUUUGCCAGAAUGACCUCAAUAACCUCCGCCGAAUUGAAUUACCUCGUUUUCCGUUACCUUCAAGAGUCAGGUUUUACACAUUCAGCUUUUGCUUUAGGAUAUGAGGCAGGCAUUAACAAAUGUACCAUAGAUGGAAAUAUGGUUCCACCUGGUGCUCUUAUUACAUUUGUACAAAAGGGAAUUCAUUUCUUGGAGAUGGAAGCAAAUUUGAAUAAUAGUGAUGCAGAUGUGGAUGAAGAUUUCUCAUUCUUGCAACCUUUGGAUCUCAUUACAAAAGAUGUAUAUGAAUUACGGCAAAUGAUAAAAGAUAAGAAAAAAAAUCUUCAUAAGGACAGAGACAAAGACAAAGACAAAGAUAAAGAAUUUGAAAGGGAGCAUGAAAGAGAAAGUGCACGGGUAAGAGAGAAAGAUAGGCAUGAAAGGGAGAAGGAAAGUGAAAAGGACAGAGAGCGGAUAGAAAAGGAAAAAGAGAGAGAAAAGCAGCAUGAGGAUAUUGCUGAUAGAGAAAUGGUUGCUGAUCAAGCGGAUCAGAAUAAUGACAAACAUGAAGAAAAUGGAAAUUCUGGAGAACCAAUGGAAGUCUCUACUACUUCAACAUCCCAGACGUGCGAGAUUCCUAGUUCUGAUGUGAUGAUUUUGGAGGGACAUACAUCAGAGGUUUGUGCCUGCGCAUGGAGCCCAACAGGAUCACUUCUUGCAUCUGGAUCUGGAGAUUCCACAGCACGUAUUUGGACAAUAGCAGAUGGGACAUCUAGAUCUAGUGUGCAGAAUAGUCAUCUAAAUGUGCUGGUGCUGAAGCAUGUCAAAGGUAGAACAAAUGAGAAGAGCAAAGAUGUUACAACAUUAGAUUGGAAUGGUGAGGGGACCUUAUUGGCAACAGGUUCAUAUGAUGGGCAAGCAAGAAUUUGGAACACAAGUGGUGAACUAAAGACUACUUUGAGUAAACACAAAGGUCCUAUAUUUUCUCUGAAGUGGAACAAAAAAGGGGAUUUUCUUGUUACUGGAAGCUGUGACAAAACUGCUAUAGUGUGGGAUGUGAAAACUGAGGAAUGGAGACAACAGUUUGAAUUUCAUUCAGGUCCUAUACUUGAUGUUGACUGGCGCAAUAAUCUUUCAUUUGCUACAAGCUCCACAGACAAUAUGAUAUAUGUUUGUAAAGUUGGAGAUACCCGCCCGGUUAAAACUUUUGCUGGGCAUCAGGGUGAGGUUAAUUGUGUCAAGUGGGAUCCAACUGGCUCAUUACUGGCUUCAUGCUCGGACGAUAUCAGUGCAAAGAUAUGGAGUAUGAAGCAGGACAAGUAUGUUCAUGAUUUGAGGGAACAUUCUAAGGAGAUUUACACUAUCAGAUGGAGCCCCACUGGACCUGGUACAAACAAUCCUAACCAGCAAUUAGUGCUAGCAAGUGCAUCAUUUGACUCAACGGUGAAAUUAUGGGAUGUGGAACACGGGAAACUUAUCUGCAGUUUGAAUGGACACGGGGAUCCUGUGUACUCAGUUGCAUUUAGCCCAAAUGGAGAGUAUCUGGCUAGUGGGUCUCUUGAUAGAUGUAUCAACAUCUGGUCGUUGAAAGAAGUUAAGAUCGUGAAAACAUACACUGGCAAUGGUGGAAUAUUUGAGGUUUGUUGGAACAAGGAAGGUGACAAAAUUGCAGCAUGCUUUGCCAACAAUACAGUAUGUGUGUUAGACUUGAGAAUGUAAGUUCUUGGGAGGGUGUUUGUGAUCUAAGGAUUGCUCUGAAAGAUUGCAGUACUUUAACUGGUCAUCAGUUCUCUAUCACAGUUUUUUCUGAGGCAUAUGGGAAAGUGUGCCUUUGGUUGGGUAUGGUUCUUUUGUAUUUUUCAUCUAGUGUAGUUGUAGGUGUUACUAAUUUGAAUUUUAUCUUGUUUUUAAGUUAUAAAUGAAAUUUUCACUCAAUUGUUAGCUAGGGUAAUGCUUUGUAUGAUAUGUGGAUCAGUGGCAAAAUUAUGUACAGUAUUAUUCUUAUUGGAUCCAUAGUUUAUGACU